Varanus komodoensis (Komodo dragon) is the source of this 3972-nucleotide messenger RNA. RefSeq names its product claudin 12 (gene CLDN12). Gene Ontology annotation, cellular component: plasma membrane. The transcript is spliced from 2 exons. Bases 124 to 861 code for a protein of 245 amino acids. NCBI's taxonomy places the organism in Eukaryota, Metazoa, Chordata, Lepidosauria, Squamata, Varanidae. The record is from RefSeq and is a predicted model, not a curated record.
CUUCCUGAAACACCGAGGGAGCGGGAGCGGAGGCGCCGUUCCUGUUGGAGCGCCGAGGAGACGCGGUGUUGGGGAGCUCAGGGCGUUGCGCGUGGGAAGUAGGAGGCAUUUUCAUUGGCUAAAAUGGGUUGCCGUGAUGUCCAUGCUGCAACGGUCCUAGCCUUUCUUUCUGGAACAGCUGCCUUAUCGGGACUCAUUGCUGCUGCCCUGCUUCCGAACUGGAGACAAAUGCGACUCUACACCUUUAACAAACAUGAAAAGAAUCUGACUGUUUACACUGGGCUCUGGAUUAAGUGUGUUCGCUCUGAUGGCAGCAAAGACUGUGUGAUUUAUGACACUGAAUGGUACACAGCAGUCGAUCAGUUGGACCUGCGCAUUCUGCAAUUUGCUCUUCCCAUAAGCAUGCUAACAACUGUCUUGGCGCUGUUUCUUUGUUUGAUUGGCAUGUGUAACACAGCCUUCAUCUCAACUGUGCCCAACAUCAAGCAGGCCAGAUGUCUCAUAAACAGUGCAGGCUGCCAUCUUGUGGCCGGCCUCUUCUUUCUUCUGGCCUGUGUCAUUUGUGUGACACCAUCUGUCUGGGUCAUUUUUCACAAUCAGGAACUGAACAAAAAAUACGAGCCUGUUUUCACCUUUGACAUCUCUGUGUACAUUGCUAUUGCCAGUGCUGGGGGCUUAUUGUUCACAGCCAUUCUCUUAUUCCUGUGGUACUGUGCUUGUAAAACACUACCUUCUCCUUUUUGGCAGCCUCUGUAUUCUCAUGCGCCCAGUGUGCAUAGCUAUGCCUCCCAGCCAUAUUCUGCAAGGUCUCGGCACUCAGCCAUUGAAAUUGACAUCCCAGUUGUAACACACACAACUUAAAAAUGUUAGGAAAGCCACAUGCCUGUUUACUCUCUCACAGGCAAGACACUACAGGUCAAGGGAAUGUUUUCCACUGCCUUGAAGACUUUUAAAAAUUAUUUGCAAAGGGUUUGUGCAAAGAAUUGCAUUGCAACUUUUACAACUUCUCUAUCUAGGUAUUGCAAAUAGGAAUGCAAUUAGGUGAACAAACCCUUAUAUUCAAAGCCCUAGUUGUUUUGGUUGGGAGCAAUUUGCAAGUUUCUAAGUCCUAUCGAAACUACUGGUGUUUAUACAUUCAUAGGUAAGUUAAAGUUUGGGACUUUUUUGCUUUUAUAAAUUUUAGAUGAGUUUUUUCCAUGAAUUGUACUAGUGAAGUAGAAAUCAACUGGUGUUUGUAAUCCAGCACAUGAAAUAUUUAUUUGUAAGAACUUCUUGUUACUCUAAAUGUUCACCUAACUCAAAACACCUUGAUUUUAAUAACCUACUUCAUUGAUAGCCAUUUUGUACUUUUGAAAACAUUACAUCCAUCCACCAUGUUGGCUCUACUUGUAUAGGAAUAGUUAACAAGCACAUUGAUUUUCUCUGCAUUACUGGAAUAGAAACUGAUAUAAUGAAUGUGAAAUCUUUACAUUUUACCAGUCCGCCAAGCAGUAGUUGAUGUACAAAGUCCUGCACCAGUUCAUGUUUUCUGUUGUACAUAUGCUAAAAUUAUCUGCUCUGAAUCCCACAGAAUUCUAGUCAGGAUGAUUCUUGAUCCCUGUGAGAACUGGAGAUCUAGAAGAAGCAUAAUAAUAGAUCCCCCCCUCCCGGCAAUUGUGUAAAUUGCAUUGUUUGGGAGGCUUUUGUUCUAGAGAAAAUAUUUUGUUAAAACUAUAUUUUUCUCUCUUUGAACACAGGAAGCAACCAAAAUUCCAUUUCAUUAAAGCAUACAUAGUAAAAUAUCAAUCAUCUAGGUAGCCUGAGGGUUACAAGUCUCCCAUAAUCGGAAAGGUAGAUGAGCAGAUUUAUAGCUGAAUUGGGUUCAUGGAAAAUUUGUUUGGUAGACAAAUUGUGGGAUGACCAAGAUUCCUUUACCUUUUAAAAUCAUAGAUAUUUUAGCCACAUGAAAAGGUAUGUACCACUCCUCAUCUGUUAUUUAAUGCUUACCAAAUUUUAGAUUGUUUUACUGCAUUAGAAUUAAUUUAAUGAUAAUUAAUUUGAAUGCCAAAUAAAUAUUAUUGAAAAUCAAAUUAAUAUCAGAGCGAGUAUUUUACUUUAAAAAAACAAGAACUCCUGGUUUUGUAGCUUGUCUUUAGGUUUAGGUUUUUAUAUUACCAACCUCACUCCUUUCUCAUUCAUUAGACAUGAGUUGUUUUCAUAUGGUAUAUUUUAGAUUUGAAGGUGUUUCUGUUUUCAUGAAUAAUGAGAAACUACAGAUAUCAAGGUUGGUAAUCAGCGAUAUGGAGCAUACAGUCUGUUUUCUUUUUUUUCCCAAGCAAAAAGUUCCCAAAUGGUUUUGAACAUAUUCUGGAACUUGAAUCUCUUGAAUGAAACUUGGCUAUAUGAAUUUGCUGGAACUAUAUAUUCUUAUGUAAUUAAGCAAGUAAAUUAGUAAUAUCUGAUCAAAACAAAGCACUAAUUUUUAUAGGGAGAAUUUCUAUAUCUUUCUAACUGGUUGCCUGGAACACUCCUAUUCCAGGAGAUGUACUACAGUACAGCUUAGGAAUGCUCAGGGUCUCAUUUACAAUAUGUAUUUCUCUAAUUCCAAGUGUUCUUUAUGGAUGCUUUUGCCAUAUUUGAAAUUCUGUGUAGUUUGAGCCUCUGGGAGCUUUAUUUUUAUUCAAUUAUUUCUUAGAAACAUUGAGUACUGUGGGGAUUAGGAACAUGGUAUUCAAUUGAUUUGAACACACAAACAACUGCUUUAUUUUUGCACUACAUCAAAUGCAACAGAGGUGCAUUCUGUUCAUUUGAAACAGUCACCAUUUGUGAAACUGACACACAGGUAUCCUUAAAGUAUGAGGCAGGUAUUAGCUUGUCUUCUCAGUUGAUGAAAUUGUAAAUGCUGAUGGUGCUAGAAUAUGGAAAAUCUGCUCUAGCUCUUUUCCAUUAGAGGUUAAGAAUCCGUCUGUUCAAUUGAAGAGCCUGUGACUUUGUUAUAAGCAAUUGUAUAAACAUGACGUGCAAUUCAGAUGACUUCCCUUCCUUCUGCUGUUCCUGUUCUUGGUUCACAUUGUGAAUUAUUUCUGACUGACAAGCAGCAUGUCUGCUUUGCCUUCUAAAUUAAGACAAUUACUUUAAUUAAUAAAAUAGAAAUUAAUUCUACUUUGAAGGCCCACUUUUCUUGAAUUUUGUUAAAUAUAUUUUGAUCAGAGUGUUUCUGUUACAGCCAGUUAAGUACUGAGAUGCAUUGAUACGAUUUUUUUUCUCAAUGAAACUGUUGCUUUUGAUCCCUCUUCUGAUCAACACCCCUCUGCCAAUGUCUCAAGAAACUUCAGUGAGUUUAUAGUGAUACAACAGAGCUGUUCUUUAGGGGUAAUAUCCCACUGUUAGAGACUUUUUGGACUGUGGCCAGUGUUUUUAAAUACUGGAACAUAAACGAAUGAAUUCUAUGGAAUGCAUCCAUAGAACAAUGCACUUUCAUUGGUUGGCUUAUGAUUUCACAUGUGUUGUUCUAUACUGAAGUCUUCUAUGAAAGACGGUCAUUUUAAAUGUUUGUAUUUUCAAAAAGAUAACUUUUAUUUUUUUCAGUUGGAGUAAUUUUCACUUCUCUGGGGCAAAUGUUUACUUAUGAAAGAUAAACUGCAAACCAAAUGUACUUGAUUUGUUGAUUUCUUUGUUGAUAAAAAGUUUAUCUAAAAGUACAUACUUUUCAAAUGUUGGUCCUGCUUGUACCUACAAAAGCUACUGGAUUUUAAUUUGGAUUUACAUUGUAAGCUGCCUCUUCUGCAACUUAUUUUGUUUAAUUUGUAUAAAUAGUGCAACUUGCCUAGCACAGAGCUGUCAGUGUGAAUCCUGCAUUUGCUUUAGAAAACACGUUUCUUGAUCUCUCUGCUUGUGCUUGGAUGAAAAUGUACUCUUUUUUUCAAGGUUACCUAUUGUAAAAUUCUGUUUCAGACUUUUAGUAAACAUUUGAUUUAGCUAUGCAUUUUUAUG